This is a messenger RNA of Lachnellula hyalina, 2532 nucleotides long. RefSeq names its product Calpain-like protease (gene palB). Gene Ontology annotation, biological process: proteolysis. The coding region runs from base 1 to 2532 and encodes 843 amino acids. The transcript is spliced from 5 exons. Gene Ontology annotation, molecular function: calcium-dependent cysteine-type endopeptidase activity. The record is from RefSeq and is a predicted model, not a curated record. NCBI's taxonomy places the organism in Eukaryota, Fungi, Ascomycota, Leotiomycetes, Helotiales, Lachnaceae.
AUGGAAGCUGAUGCUCAGGCGGCCGAAUUCAAGGUCGACAAGUCGCUCACUAAAGAGGAGGCCUUAAAGAAUGCUAUUCAUGCUGCAGAGCUGUACAUGAAAAUCACCAAACUGGCCAGUAGUGAUACGGAACGGACAAGAUUCCGUGGCAAGUUCAAACAGCUCCUUUCAAAAGCAGAAGAUAUCAAACAAGCAGCACAAUGGACUCCUUCUGUAAGCAAGGACGUCCUCUUGAAAGCACCUCUGUCCAGGAGACAAAUUUCUAGACGAGAGGAAGUUAUACUUCUCGAGGGUUCCAAGUUACAUGGCUUCAAAUUUCCACCUUGGACAAAUGAUCCGGACAAUUCGCUCUUUGAUAACCCUGAUGAGACAUCAUUUUAUACUGAAUCGGCAGACUUGAAGUUAUCGGAUGCCCAAAAGGCGAUCUUUGCGGGAUGGAAAAGACCCCAUGAAAGUCUUGGCAUCCUCACUAAUGAGGACAUCACUAUUUCUAUCGAUGAGAUGGAUUUGGUCCAAGACAUUACCACAGACUGUUCCGUUGUAGCCAGUCUCUGUGCUGGUACUGCACGCUUUAGAAAGGGUCGUGGACAGCUGCUUCCCACAAUGAUGUACCCCUUUGAUCAGCAAAAUUCGAGGCCUCGAGUAUCGAAGAACGGAAAAUAUAUCUUUCGUCUUCACUUCAAUGGCUGCUUCAGGAAAGUCACAAUAGAUGAUAGACUCCCGGCAUCCAAUACCUCACGGAGUCUUCACGUAAUCGACCGUAAUAAUCCAAAAUUGCUCUGGCCAGCUUUGAUAGAAAAGGCAUACUUGAAGGUGCGAGGUGGAUAUGACUUUCCAGGCUCGAAUUCUGGUACAGAUCUAUGGGUCAUGACAGGGUGGAUCCCAGAGCAAGUGUUUCUUCAGAGCGAUGAAUUGCAACCUGAACUGCUCUGGCAGCGGAUCCUCAACUCCUUUGGAUACGGCGAUGUUAUGAUCACAUUGGGCACUGGCACACUGAGUCGUAAGGAAGAGAAGGAGCUUGGCUUAGCUGGCGAACAUGAUUAUGCAGUCCUUGACAUGAAGGAAGUUGGUUCGCAACAUUUACUCUUGGUCAAAAACCCCUGGUGCGAUGGGAUGGUAUGGAAAGGAAGAGUAUUAGUUGCGGAAGAAGAACUAUCAACUCAAACCUGGACACAGGACCUUAGAGAAGCACUUCCAAACAAUAACACAACGAAGCCUGGCACUUUUUGGAUGAAUCUGGAGGCCGUUGUACAGCAUUUUGAAUCUCUAUACCUGAACUGGAACCCCGGGCUCUUCAAACAUCGCCAGGAUCACCACUUCUCCUGGAUGAUUCCCACAAUGAAGAUUCCGGACUCCUUUAUUCACAACCCACAAUAUGCUCUCCAUUCGACGAAAGCAGAGACGGUAUGGGUACUGUUAAGCCGACACUUCGCCACCUCAGAGCACGACAUAGCACAGAACAAAUCCAGCACUCUUUCAGAUACUUCUAAUGCUCUAGGCUUCAUAAGCCUGUACGUCUUCUCCCCCGCUGCUGGCCAGCGAGUAUAUCUCAGCGACAAUGCUGUCCACCGUGGCGCCUUCGUCGACUCCCCGCAAACACUCGCCCGCCUAGAAGUCUCCCCUUCGGAAACCUACACCAUCGUGCCCGCUCAACACGGACUUCCACUUCCCAAGUACUCGUUCACACUUUCCUUUUUCUCCCGCAGUCCCCUAACCGUCGCUCCCGCCCUGGAUAGCCUCCCUCACUUCACCACACACACCGGCUCCUGGACGCGCCACACAGCCGGCGGCAAUGCAUCCGCUCCAUCCUACCCCCUAAAUCCUCAAUUCUCCAUCGCAGUCCCAUCUCCCACGCCAAUAACCCUCAUCCUCGAGAGUGGCGACCCAGAACUUGCCGUACACGUCAAGCUCGUGUACUCGUCCGGCCAGCGCGUCACAAGCAUAAAGGGAAAAGACAUGGUGAUGUCCUCCGGCGACUACCGACGCGGCUGUGCACUCGCUUCCGACCCCUCCGAGUCCGUCGUCCCCACUGGCAAAUACACAAUAGUCUGCUCCACUUUCUCAGCCGGCCAGACGGCCUCCUUCACACUCCGUGUUGGUUCGGCCGUCCCGUGCACCGUGCUCCCCAUCCCAGCUGAGACAGCAGGAAGACUCUCGACGCGCUUGCCAGUAUUAGUGUUCCGCAACGGAGUGGAUAGGACGUUGGCACCGCUGACUGUCAGCAGGCUCACGAAGCUGAUGGUGGUCGUGAGGUCGGGGGCUACGAGUCGGCCGCUUCUGAAAAUUAGUAUCGAGAGGGGACAGGGGCCCAAUAAGAAGAUCUUGGAUGAAAGUUGCGGUGGUGAUUUUAGUGAUGCGCCAAUGGGAAUUCGGAGUGCGGAUUUGGAUUUGAGUCCGGGUGUGAGUGCACCAGGUGGAUUGUGGAUUGUAAUUGAAAGGCUUGGGGGCAGGAAUGAGAUUGAUGAAGUUGAGGUUGAGGUUUUGAGUGAUAGUGCUAUUAGCGUUGGUUUGUGGGGGGUUGAGGUGAAGUGA